AUGGCUACCGAAGUUCCUCAUUGUAUGGUUAAUUCCUUGUCCAGUCAGUCUGUGUUGNUGGAGGGUCCAUUAUUGGAAGGUCAUUUGAAUCUUAUUGUGGAGCUGCUGACGUUUUCCUCAAUUGAGGAGAGACACAGUUUAGGGAGUAAACCAGGAGGAAUGAACCUCAUACCUAACCUCAUCAACGAUUUCUUGUUUCGAGCCUCAAGACUAGUGAAGAAACUAAAGACUACACCUGAUCUACAGUACAAUGAUGAGUUAGCUAGUGGUAUAUGCUCCAGUCCUGACAGUAUUCAAGCUUGUUAUAAACUAUUGAAUGCACUUUGUGUUGGAGUGAAGGAGAACAUUGAAAUACUUAGUGAACUAAUCUCUGAUAUAUUCUACAAUGAUGAGCCUCCAUUGGUGGAGUGGGAGUAUUAUCCUCAUGUUGGUCCUCGGCCCACUAGAGGGUAUGUGGGACUGAAGAAUGCUGGAGCCACCUGCUAUAUGAAUGCUGUACUCCAACAAUUGUACAUGAUCUCUCCGGUCAGAAAUGGUGUCCUCUCACUAUCAGAGCCAGCAGUGCAGCUGAUUAAUGAAACUGACAAAACAGAACAAGACAAUAAAGGAAAAUCAGUAGAUGGUCCACUGGUCCCUGCUAGUACUGACCGGAAGGAGACAUUCUAUGUACCCAAAGGAUUCUGGAAGGACUUCAGGCUGGAGGGUCAGCAGGUUAACCUCAGAGAGCAGCAUGAUGCCUUUGAGUUCUUUAAUACACUAGUGGACAGUGUGGACGAGGGACUGAAAGCUUAUAAUGCCACACCAAUCAUCAGCAAAGUACUGGGAGGAUCUUUUGCUGAUCAGAAGAUAUGUAAAGGAUGCCCUCACAGGUUUUCUCGUGAGGAGCCCUUCACUGCUAUUAAUGUUGACAUCAGGUUACAUCAUAACCUGUUUAAGUCUCUUGAUUCAUAUGUGAAAGGAGACCUACUGGAGGGAGCUAAUGCUUACAGGUGUGAGAUAUGUAACAAAGAGGUUGAUACUGUUAAGAGGAUGUGUAUCAAUAAGUUACCUCAAGUGCUGGUCAUUCAACUGAAGAGAUUUGACUAUGACUGGGAGAGAGAGAUGGCUAUUAAAUUCAAUGAUUAUUUUGAGUUUCCAAAAGAGUUUGAUCUAUCACCGUACACUGCAGCAGGACUGGCUGAAAUAGAAGGUGAGAGGAUACCAUUCACUACCACCAACACUGACACUAAGAAAGAAGGAGGAGGAGGAGGAGGAGGAGGAGUGAAGGGUGAAGGAGCUGAUAAUGAUGAUCCUUCAAUGAGUACUAAGUACAGACUAAGGGGGAUACUGGUACACAGUGGGCAGGCUAGUGGAGGACACUACUACUCUUUUAUUAACGUCAAGCCUCCAGGGUCUGAUCAAGCUAAGUGGUUCAAGUUUGAUGAUGGAGAUGUAUCUGAAGCUAAAAUGGAGGACGAGGAAGAGUUUAGGAAUCAAACGUUUGGAGGUGAUUACACUGGAGAGGUGUAUGACCAUGUACUGAAGAAGAGUCAUCAAAGGCGUCAGAAGAGAUGGUGGAGUGCCUACCUUCUGUUCUAUGAUAGAAUAAGGAAAGAUGGAACUGACCUUACUAGUGGAGAUGAUUCAUCUUGUUCUGUUCCCAGUCCAAUCAUGAAAUUAGUUCAAAAACAGAAUUUAGACUAUCUACACAUCAAGUCUCAUUUCUCCAUUCCUUACUACCAGUUCAUGAAGCAAUUAUUAAUCAUUAAUUACAAUUUUGCAAAGACACAAAUUGAUGCCAACAAUCCUAACGAACCAAUGGAAAACUUUGAGAAGAUAGGUAGUCUUUGUAUGAAGCUAGUGACAAAGUUUUUAUUCCACAGUGGGUUCCACACUAAGAAGACACUGAGAGGUCCUGCUAACGACUGGUUUGAUGCCAUGAACCCAUACUUGUAUUACAGUUCAAGGAUCAGGAGGUGGUUCUGUGAUGAAGUGUUCAUUAAACACAGAGAAAGGUUCUGUGCUUACCUGUUAGAGUGCCCAUCAACUGAAUUAAGGAACAUGUUUGCUAAGUUGAUCCCUCAUUUGUGUCACAUCACCAACAAAGAUGAGAAAUUUGAAAUACACUUGAACACUGCCACUGGAAUACAUGUUUCAGAGCACUUGUUCAGUGACAUUGCUCUCAACCAGUUAUUGACAUUACUAAAGAAGGAGGUAUCUGAUCACAGCAGACACUUACACCAGUACUUCCAAGUCUUCCUAGCCUACGCUCAUAAAGGAGCCUAUGAAGUAAGAACC
Amphimedon queenslandica is the source of this 2277-nucleotide messenger RNA. Its product is annotated as probable ubiquitin carboxyl-terminal hydrolase FAF-Y. Gene Ontology annotation, biological process: protein deubiquitination; cell migration. The record is from RefSeq and is a predicted model, not a curated record. Gene Ontology annotation, molecular function: cysteine-type deubiquitinase activity. The annotation marks the transcript as partial. The transcript has 21 exons. Gene Ontology annotation, cellular component: cytosol; nucleus. NCBI's taxonomy places the organism in Eukaryota, Metazoa, Porifera, Demospongiae, Haplosclerida, Niphatidae.